This is a messenger RNA of Triticum turgidum subsp. durum (durum wheat), 1407 nucleotides long. The record is from the annotation of a GenBank genome assembly. Lineage: Eukaryota; Viridiplantae; Streptophyta; Magnoliopsida; Poales; Poaceae.
AUGCCCAAUCGCCGGCGGAAGCGCGAGCCCGACGACGGAGGGGGCGCCGCGGCCGCUUCCGGUGCUGCUGGUGAGAGCAAGAGGGAUCUUGAUUUGCGCAUCACCAACAUCCUGGCCGAGUACCGCGCGCCCCGCCCCGCCCGCCGCGCGUUCCCCCUCCUCGAGCUCAACGGCCGGCUUCUUGCGGAGGAGGACGAGGAGGGGGAGGCCGAGGUCGUCUCCCCGCUCACCGCCCCGGCCCCGGCCCUGCCGGUCGUGGUCGUCGACGGGCGGCCGUCCAAGCGCCGGGUCGUCGCUGGCGGAGGAGGAGGAGGAGGAGGGGACGAGGCCUCGCCGUACCAGCGCCGGCUGUGGGUCAAGGACCGGUCCAGCGAGUGGUGGGAGCUGCGGAGCAGCCCGGGGUACCCGGAGGCGGAGUUCUUGCGGGAGUUCCGGAUGGGCCGCGCCACGUUCGGCAUGGUCUGCGACGCGCUCGGCGCCGCCGUCGCCAAGGAGGACACGGCGCUCCGCGCCGCCAUCCCGGUGCGGCAGCGCGUGGCCGUCUGCGUCUGGCGGCUCGCCACGGGCGAGCCGCUCCGGCUCGUCUCCAAGCGGUUCGGCAUCGGCAUCUCCACCUGCCACAAGCUGGUCCUGGAGGUGUGCGCCGCCAUCCGCUCCAUCCUCAUGCCGCGCUUCCUCCGGUGGCCCGACCGCGGCUCCGCCGCGGCCGCCGCCGUCAAGGCCAGCUUCGAGGCCAGCUCCGGGGUGCCGGACGUGGUGGGCGCCAUGUACACCACCCACAUCCCCAUCAUCGCGCCCAAGGUGCACGUCGCCUCCUACUUCAACCGCCGGCACACGGAGCGCAACCAGAAGACGUCCUACUCCAUCACGCUGCAGGGGGUGGUCGGCCCGGACGGCUCCUUCACCGACGUCUGCAUCGGCUGGCCGGGGUCCCUGGCCGACGACCAGGUGCUCGACAAGUCGGCGCUGCAGCAGCGCGCCGCGGCCGGGAUGAUGGAGGGGUCCUGGGUGGUCGGCGGCGCCAGCUACCCGCUCACCGACUGGUGCCUCGUCCCCUACACCCACCAGAACCUCACCUGGACGCAGCACGCCUUCAACGAGAAGGUGGCCGACCUCCGGGGGGUGGCCGUGGACGCCUUCUCGCGCCUCAAGAGCCGGUGGGCGUGCCUGCAGAAGCGCACCGAGGUGAAGCUCCAGGACCUGCCCGUGGUGCUCGGCGCCUGCUGCGUGCUGCACAACAUCUGCGAGGCCAGAGGGGAGGCCAUGCCGCCGGAGCUCCGGGUGGAGGUGGAGGACGACCUCACCGUGCUGGACAACCCCGUGCGCUCCGACGCCGCCGCCAAGGCCAGGGACAAGAUCGCGCACAACCUCCUCCACCGCGGCCUCGCCGGCACAGCCUUCUUCUAA